Messenger RNA from Biomphalaria glabrata, 9792 nucleotides. RefSeq names its product filamin-A-like. Lineage: Eukaryota; Metazoa; Mollusca; Gastropoda; Planorbidae. The record is from RefSeq and is a predicted model, not a curated record. Gene Ontology annotation, molecular function: actin filament binding. The transcript has 43 exons. Gene Ontology annotation, biological process: actin cytoskeleton organization. The coding region runs from base 290 to 7525 and encodes 2411 amino acids.
GCUCUGUGGAGAGGGGAAAGAAGAAAAAGUUUGGCUAUAUAGACUCACCUUGCUGAUUUUGUGUGCGGGUUUCGGUACUUAGACAAACCCUAGCGCAUCUUUUUUUUUUAUAUAUAUGUAUUCUGUUUAACUGGCAUAUUAACUUUUUUGACGUCUGCCAGGACAGCUGAUUGAUAUUUCGGCACAAGUUCUGCACGUCAUUGAGAGAAGAUAGGAUUGUUAUUCAGUACUAUAAAACUCUGUAUACACCGCCGGCUUAUUAUUAAAGGGAAAUAAAUAUAGCAGCACCAUGCAGACCGCGGAAGACCCCGAUUGGGAUGAGGAGGAAGAGAUGACUACGACGGAAAGAGAGCUCGCCGACGACGCACAGUGGAAAUUAAUUCAAAAGAAUACAUUUACAAGAUGGGCUAAUGAGCAUCUUAAAACCGUCAAUAAACAGUUGGCGGAUUUAGAAGCAGAUUUUUCGGAUGGAUUGCGACUUGUUUCUUUAAUUGAGGUGUUGUCUGGAAAAAAAUUCAAACAUGUCAACAAACGACCAAAUUUCAGAACACAGAAGCUUGAGAACGUUACCAUGGUUCUCAAGUUUCUGGAAGAAGAUGAAGGAAUUCGAAUUGUAAACAUUGACAGUACAGACAUUGUUGAUAAAAAACUCAAGCUGAUCCUCGGUCUGAUAUGGACCCUCAUUCUGCACUACUCUAUUUCCAUGCCCAUGUGGGAGGGCGAGGAGCCCACUCCAUCAGAGAAGGCGCCCACCCCCAAGCAGAGGUUGCUGAACUGGAUCCAGUCUAAGGUUCCAGACCUGCCCAUCAAUAACUUCACCACUGACUGGAAUGAUGGAAGGGCUAUUGGUGCCCUUGUGGAUGCUGUUGGACCAGGUCUUUGCCCUGACUGGGAAGACUGGGAUCCCAAGAAGAACAAGGCUAAUGCCAAGGAGGCUAUGGAUGCUGCUGAGAAGUGGCUGGAUGUGCCACAGCUUAUCAAGCCAGAUGAAAUGACUAACCCCAAGGUGGAUGACCUCAGUAUGAUGACCUACCUGUCACAAUUCCCCAAUGCCAAGCUCAAGCCUGGGGCUCCAGUAAGACCCCGCCUAAACCCCACCAGAGUCAGGGCUUAUGGUCCUGGGUUGGAGCCAACAGGCAAUCAGGUUGGAGCACCAGCCAGGUUCACUGUGGAGACCUUCAGUGCUGGCAAAGGAAGUUUGGAGGUUAUUGUCCUCAACCCUAAAGGAGCCAAAGAGAAUUGUGAAGUUGUUUUCAACAAUGACAGAAACAUGACAUAUUCUUGUGUCUAUUUGCCAACACAAGAAGGGGCUUACAGGGUAAUCAUCAAGUUCAGUGGCAGGGAAAUACCCAAAUCACCCUACACAGUCCAAGUUGAAGGUGCUGCUGGCGACCCAUCAAAGGUCACUGCUGCUGGCCCUGGUAUUGAGAAAUCUGGUGUUGUAGCUGGAAAGAAAACCUAUUUCGAGGUGUACACCCAAUUGGCUGGAAAAGGCACAGUGGAUGUGGCAAUUUUGGACCCUCAUGGCCACAAAGACAAGGUGCGCCCAGCUAUCAGCCCUGUGGUAGGCAAAGAAGGAACAUACCUGGUGGAGUACACAGCUAUUGAUGCUGGCCUGCACUCUGUCAAUGUAUUUUUUUCUGGGCAACAGAUACCUGGAAGUCCAUUUGGUGUCAAUGUUUCCCCAGCUUCCAAUGCUAAGGCUUGUUAUGCUACUGGCCGUGGUAUCCAACCAAGAGGUAUCAGAGUAAAAGACAAUGCUGUAUUCUAUGUCCACACCAAAGGAGCUGGUGAUGGAGAAGUUGCUGUGCAAAUCUUUGGACCAGGAGGUGUUGAAGAGAAAUGUCAGAUCAAGCCAGUCAAAGGUGAUGAGGGUGUUUAUGAGUGUGUCUAUGUGCCAUCCAAAGUUGGAAAUUACAUUAUCAAUGUCACCUUUGCUGAUCAACACAUUAGCAAAUCACCUUUCAAGGUGGAAGUUGGUCCUACCUGGAACACAAAAAUCCGAGCCUAUGGUCCAGGUCUGGAAGGCGGUGUUGUCAAUCAGCCUGCUGUCUUCACAGUUGAAACCAAUGGAGAAGUUGGUGCUCUUGGAUUCUCCAUUGAAGGUCCAUCUCAAGCCAAAAUUGAUUGUAAAGACAAUGGUGAUGGUUCUGCUGAUGUCACCUACUGGCCAACCCAGGCUGGAGAGUAUGCUGUCCAUGUUCUGUGCAAUGACCAGGACAUCCCCAACUCCCCUUACAUGGCCAACAUUUUGCCACCACAACCAUUUAAUGCUGGCAAGGUGAUUGCCAAAGGCCCUGGCCUUGAAAAAACUGGAGUCCAGGCUAACAAAUGGGCAGAAUUCACUGUGGAUACUCGCGCUGGUGGACCUAAAGCCCCUUUGAUUAUCUCCUGUAUGGAUGUGGACUAUAAACCUGUUGAAGUACAGGUGAAGGACAAUGGCAAUGGUACAUUCUCCUGUCGCUACCAGCCCACAAGAAAUGUCAAGCACACAGUAUCCAUUACUUAUGGUGGUGUCAUGAUUCCAAAUGCACCUUUCAGAGUUUAUGUCUCUGAACCCAGCAACCCAGCCAAAGUCAAGGUGUUUGGACCUGGUGUAGAAAAAGGUGUUAAAACCCUGCGCCCCACACACUUUAUUGUGGACUGCAAGGAAGCUGGUCCAGGUGAUGUGGCUAUUGGAUUGACUGAUGAGCGUGGUAUUGAUGUCCCAGUCAAGACUAUUGAUAACCAGGAUGGAACAUUCACUAUUGAGUAUGAGCCCAAGACUCCAGGACUGUACACCGUGCUGGUCUACUUUGCAGGCAAGGAGGUGCCCCAGAGCCCAAUCAAGGUCAAAGUGGAGCCACACAUCGAUGUCAGCAAGAUUAAAGUUGUUGGUCUUGAACCAACCAUACCCAUUGGUGUGCCAAAGGAUAUCAGCAUUCUCUGUAAAGGCUUGCCAAAGGCUGAGGCCAAGGUUAAGAUUGUAUCCCCAACCAAUCAAGUUUUGGAUGUUCCUACCAGUGCCACUGGAGAUGGUGCCAAAGCUACUUUUGCUCUACUGGAACCUGGCCCCCACCAGGUGCAGGUUACAUAUGGAGGUGUUCCUGUACCAGAUUCACCCUUCCGUGUGGAUGCCAUCCAAGGGCCACCUAAAGUUAAAGCUUAUGGCCCAGGUUUGACAGGUGGUGAGGCCCUGAAGCCGGCAGUGUUCACUAUUGACACCCGAGAAGAGAAAUCCCCUGGAGGUCUUGGUCUGUCUGUUGAAGGUCCUGCAGAGUCCCCAAUACAGUGUAAGGACAACAAGGAUGGUACUUGUGAAGUGUCUUAUGUGCCACCAGUGCCUGGACCAUACAAUGUAAACAUUUCCUAUGGUGAUCGACCAAUUCCCGGCUCUCCAUUUAAAGCAAACAUUGCCCCAGCCAAACCUGGUUUGGAUGUUAGCGGCAUCAAGGCUUAUGGACCAGGACUAAACCCUGCCGGAGUGUUCAUUGAGUGUCCCAAUGAGUUCACUGUGGAUGCCAGAUCUGUUUCUCCAACUGCUCAAGGAAAGGUGAAGGCCAUUGUCACCAGCCCUAGUGGCCAGAGGUAUGACACUGUGGUUAAGAAUAAUGGAGAUGGUACUUACAAUGUGCUCUACACACCUGUGGAACAAGGUGUUCAGAAAAUAGAUGUGACCUAUGAGGACAUUCCUAUCCCAGAGGCCCCUCUCACUGUCACAGCUAAGCCAGGAUCAGAUGCCAGCAGAGUGAAGGCUUAUGGUCCAGGCCUUGAAGGAGGUCUAACAGACAAACCAGCAGUUUUCACAGUAGACAUGAAAGGCGCUGGUAAAGGUGGUCUCGGCCUGGGUAUUGAAGGUCCAGUGGAGACACCCAUGAAAUGUCAGGAUAACCAUGAUGGAACCUGCCAGGUGGUGUAUGAACCUACCAAAGCUGGACCCUAUGACAUCACAGUCAAAUUCAAUGACCAGCACAUCCCAGGAAGUCCAUUCCAUGUUGACAUUAAGAACCCAGUCAACCCAGCCAAAGUCAAGUGUUAUGGCCCAGGCCUUGAAAGUGCCAAUGUCAAGGCCAAUGCCCCUGCUGUUUUCACAGUAGAUGCCUCUGAGGCUGGAGUAGCACCUUUGGAGGUGACUUACACUGACAAGACAGGUGUGAAGAGACCAGCUGAAAUUGUGCCUGUGGAUGAUGGUGUUUACCAGGUAACUUACGUCCCAACUGCUGAGGGACCAUGCCAAGUGGAUGUCAAAUACGCCAACCAGGCUGUGCCAAACAGUCCAUUCCGUGUCAAUGCCCAACCUGGUGUGGAUGCUAGCAAGGUCAAGGUAACUGGUCCAGGUGUCAGCGGCACUACUCCAGCUAGCUUGCCUGCUGCUUUUAAGGUGGACACCCGUGCUGCUGGGGAUGCAGAUCUGGAAGUCUUUGUAAAGAGACCAGAUGACACCUACAUUAGACCCUUCAUCCAGGACAACAAUGAUGGCACCUAUGAUGUUGUGUACACACCUGAAGACCUGGGAGUCUAUGAUGUCACUGUCCAGUAUGGUGGUCAGAAUGUCCCAGGAUCGCCUUUCCAUGUCAAGACCACUCCAACUGGAGAUGCCUCUAAAUGCAAGAUCACAGAUGGCAAUGACAAAGUUGUUCCAGUCGGCAAGGAAACAGUCAUCACAGUGGACGCCUCUGCUGCUGGUGUCGGCAAGGUCACCUGCCGCAUCAGGUCUCCUAAUGGCACUGACAUAGAUAUCGACAUCAUCGAACAGGGAGAUGGCACCUUCUCCAUUUCUUUCACACCCCAAUUCCCUGGCCCCUACACCAUUGAGAUCAAGUUUGGUGGAGAAUUGGUACCAAAUGGAAGUUACACUGUAGAGGCAGUGCUAGAAGAGGAGUAUGCACGUUACCUGGAGACCAAGGUUGGAGAUGAGAUGAUUUCAGCUGACAGAGUGGAUUCCCUACUUGCCACAGCCCCAGGCGGCUUGUUCCAGCCAGUGGACUUUACUCUUCCAGUUGGUCCUAUCUUCAACUUUGUCUCAGCCACUGUGGUGAUGCCCUCUGGCAAGAGAGCCUACCCUAACAUUGAGGACAACAAGGAUGGCACAGUGACAGUCAGGUACCAGCCAACAGAAAUAGGCCUUCACAAGCUGCACAUGCAGUACAACAAUGAGGAGAUUGAAGGAAGUCCAUUCUUAUUCCAUGUGGAGGCCAUUGAUUCAGGCUAUGUGACUGCUUAUGGCCCAGGCCUUAGCCAUGGCGUUGUCCAUGAACUGGCUGUGUUCACCAUCAACACUAAGAAUGCUGGAGCUGGUGGUCUGUCAUUGGCCAUUGAAGGUCCAUCCAAGACAGAGAUCCAGUGUAAAGACAAUGAGGAUGGUACAUGUACUGUAUCUUAUCUGCCCACUGCACCUGGAGAGUACUUGAUUACUGUCAAGUUUGCAGACAAGAACAUUGCUGGAUCUCCAUUCACUGCCAAAAUUACACCUGGAGAGCCCAAGCGUAAAAAUCAAAUCAUGGUUGGCAGUAGUUCUGAGGUCUCCCUCAAGGUCACAGAACAAGAUAUUGAGAGCUUGACAGCAACCAUUGUGUCCCCAUCCAAGAGGGAAGAGCCCUGCUUCCUCAAGAGACUGGCCAAUGGUCAUUUGGGCAUAACUUUCACACCAAGAGAAACAGGAGAGCAUUUGGUCAAUGUUUUCCGCAAUGGCCAGCAUAUUGCCAACUCUCCUUUCAAGAUAGUUGUUGGAGAGAGUGAAAUCGGCAAUGCCAGCAAGGUGAAAGUCUAUGGCAAAGGACUGGAAAAAGGAAUGGCCAAUGAGGUCAAUGAGUUUAUUGUUGACACUAGAGAAGCUGGCUAUGGAGGUAUGUCAUUGUCCAUUGAGGGUCCCAGCAAAGCGGACAUCGAGUGUCAUGACAAUGAGGAUGGCACCUGUCGUGUCACCUACAAACCAACUGAGCCAGGAACGUACAUCAUCAACAUUAAAUUUGCUGAUCAACAUGUUCCAGGCAGCCCAUUCAGUGUUAAAAUUGGAGGUGAGCCUUCUGCCAAGAUUACAGAACGUAUCACCAGACACAAGGAGGCCGCUGACAUCACACAUGUGGGCAGUCAAUGUGAACUUAGCUUGAAGAUACCUGGAACCACUCCCUAUGACAUGACAGCAUCUGUGAAGAGUCCAUCUGGUGUGACAGAAGUAUGUGAUGUGGUCAGCCUGGAUGACUCUCACUACAGCAUCAAGUUUGUCCCCAAGGAGAUGGGUGUCCACACUGUCAGUGUUAAACACAAAGAUAUGCACAUCCCAGGUAGUCCAUUUGAGUUCACUGUUGGACCCAUAGCUGGCGGAGGUGCUCAUAAAGUACAUGCUGCUGGACCAGGUCUAGAGAGAGGAGAAGUCACUGUUCCUAAUGAGUUUAACAUCUACACCAGAGAGGCUGGUGCUGGUGGUCUGUCCAUUGCUGUUGAAGGGCCAUCCAAGGCAGAGAUUGACUUUCAGGAUAAAAAAGAUGGCUCUUGCCAAGUCUCUUACAGAGUUACAGAACCUGGAGAAUAUUAUGUCUCUGUUAAAUUCAAUGAUGAGCACAUCCCAGAUUCACCGUUCAGAGUUAAUGUCACACCUUCUAUUGGGGAUGCCAGAAAAGUGGCUGUACAAUCCUUGCAAGACAGAGGUUUACAGGUGGGCAAACCUGCUGCAUUUGUGGUCAACUUCAAUGGUGCUAAAGGUAGACUGACUGCUCUGGUGGUCUCACCAUCAGGAUCAGAGGAAGAAGCUCUUGUUCAGGAUCUUGAUGAUGGAAAAUACGCUGUGAGGUUCAUUCCUCGUGAAAAUGGUGUCCACUAUGUCCAUGUCCUCUUCGACAACUACCACAUCCCUGAAUCUCCUUUCAAGAUUGUAGUGGGCAAGAUUGAUGCUGAUGCUGGAAAGGUCACAGCAUAUGGUGAUGGCCUCAAAACAGGAAAAACCGGACAAGUGGCCAAGUUUAUUGUGAAUACAGUAAAUGCUGGCUCUGGUUCCCUGGCUGUUACAGUAGAGGGUCCAUCCAAAGUUAAGCUGGAGUGUAAAGAGGUUGAGGAAGGCUAUGAGUUCAGCUACAGCCCAACUGCUCCUGGAGAUUAUCUCAUCUGCAUCAGAUAUGCUGGUGUCAACAUUGCUGGCAGUCCAUUCAAAGCCAAGAUUGAAGGUCAAGGCAAGCCUAGUGCAAUGCAGGAGCAUGCUUCUGUUGUGGUGGAGACAGUCACCAAGACCAGCACCACCACCAGGUUCAGUGGCAUUCAAAGAUUCAGCUCUGAUGCCAGCAAGGUCACUGCCAAAGGUGCUGGCCUCACCAAAGCUUUCUGUGGCAAAACAGCCACAUUCACUGUGGAUGCCUCUGGUGCAGGCAACAACAUAAUGUACAUUGGUAUGAUGGGACCCAAAGGUCCUUGUGAUGAACUUAUAGUCAAACAUCAGGGCAACCUCCAGUACUCUGUCCAGUACAUGGUCAAAGAAAAAGGACGCUACAUGCUCAUUAUCAGGUGGGGAGAACAGGAGAUCCCAGGCAGCCCUUUCGCUGUGGAGGUCCAGUAGGCUCAUCUAAAUAAUUAGAAAUCAUAGUCGCUUUUAAUUUUGGCAAAUUAAUAUAAUUUAUAAUGUUUGAAAAGAUAAAUCUAAACUUUUUUUUUUUUUAAAGUGUACACAUUAGACAAGAAUAAUAAUGUAAUGCAAAAAUUGAAAAUGUUUAUUGUAUAUGACUUUGAAUGGUCACUGCCUGUAUACAGAAAUUGGGCUAUCAGUUUUUUUGAAGUACACUUUUUUUUUGUUUUUGUAUGUGUGCAUUCAAUGCAUUUAAUAGAAUAAUAAAUGAAGCUGUUGGGAGGGAAGUAGUGGGAAAGUCUUUUAGAAUUUCUUUUUUUUUUUUUACUCACUUUCUGAUAAUACAGCUAGCUAUAUUUUUUAAAAUGCCAUUUGUUGGAUUUUAUGAAACAAAUCACGUCCAAGUUUUUAAAGUGCCUAUUUUAUUUUGUGACUAACGGAACACCAAAAAAUAAAUUUUUAAAAUGUGUUUAUAUUUUUUUAACAAAACAUUUGUGGAGUUCAUUCUUAUUGUCACAUUUUAAAGUCAAUGAAAUCUUUUGUUGCCUAAUGAACAUUUUCAUCCAAGUUAUGGUUGUGAAACUAUAGUCAAGCCAUAGCCGAGGAGAAUGUUUCCUUCAUUCAAAUAGCAAUUAUUUUUCUACAAGUUUUAUCAAACUAAAUCUUAACAUAUUUAUAACAAGAACAAACUUAGUAAAACACUUUUUUUUUUUAAAUUGAUCAUUGUGAUAUAUAUACAUACUUAUACAAACUAUUUUUUCAUUGACUUUUAUUUGAUAGUUAGUUCAUUUAGUUUCAUUCUCUUCUAUUGCAAGAUUGCAUAAAAUUGUAGUUGAAAAGUUUUGUUUUGUUUUUAAAGAGGAUUUGCAAUCAUUAGUUUAGCUACAUGUACAGUUUUUAUUUUCUGUUCAGUUAAAAGUCUACUUGACCUUAUGAUUUUAUGUUGUUUUUUUUUUGUUUUAAAUUGUGGUUAAAGGUGAAGGAUGUUGUAGAAACAAACAUAAGGUGCUUUGUGUUGAUUUUAAUGUUUCUUCUUUCUAAUGUAGAGUUAGUAGUUUGGUGAGUCAAAAUCUUUUCCUAUAGUCGGACAGAUGAAUUUUAGUUUCAAUUUUUUUUUUUUACUUUAUGAUUAAGAAAUUAUUUGUAUAUCAUUGGUGUGGAUAUCUUGAUUUGUGACUCAUAACAGUUCUGUAUGCCAAGGCAUCAUCUGCUUGCCACAAGUUCUUAUUUAAAUAUAUUUACACAAUUUUUUUUUUCUUAGUUUUAUAAUUGUCAACAAGUUGUCAAAGAACUAUAUAUAUUUUUCGCUACAUUUAGAAAUUAUUUAUACACAUACUUAUUAUUAUCAUGAAUAUAUAUUCUAUAGUUUUACAAAUGAAAAUAACAAAGCAAAAAAAAAAAAUGAAAGAAGAAGAAAAGAGUAGAUAUUAUGAUUCAAAUGUCUGUCCUUGCUGAUACGAGUUGUCAUGGAGAUUUCAUGUGUCAAUAUAACACUCUGCCAUCGGAGGGACAGACAUGUACAUACAUAUAUACACUUGUUUUUCUUUUGUUUUGUUGUGGCUGGUGUUUCCUCCAGUUCCUUGUGCUGCUAUCAACUGUAUCUAUGGCUGGUGCUUUGUUACAUUACAGUGUAGAGAAUCAAAGGAAUUAUGGGAUAACAGAUUCUUAUUAUGUGUUUUGAGUAAUAGAUUUUUAUUUUAUUUGUUUGUUUUAUUUUUCAGAUCUGCUGCUUCUAUGUUGUUUGUUUUUAUAUUUAUAAGGCUGUUCUUAUUGAAAUGAUUUUCUCAUUUAUUUCACUAUUUAUUAGAAUUAUUUGUAUAGCAGGUUAAGGUAUAAAAUUGUUAAACUGUAAGCAUUUUUAUUUCAAAUUUGUAUUCAAACUUGAGACAAUUCAGAAAUAUGUUUUUGUAGCUGUAUUUUUGAACUAAUCAAAAUGUCCUUCUAUCAAUGCUUACAUUGUAAUUCCACUGCUGGAAAAUGUGUUGCUGUGAUUGGCUGUUUGAGGAGAAAGUGAUUUGUCAGACUGCUCAACCUCUCUGUUAUUGUCGAUGCUUUUGUCUGUGAGUAGUCUCUCAUCUUCAUUUGAGUUUAUCCAUUAUAGUUUUUGUUUCAUUUUCUUUGAGUCUGAGAGAUCAUUCUUUUUAAUGUAUUGUUUUCAAGGUGUGCCUGCUAGUCUGUCAUAUUUUUUAUUUUUUUUUGCUAACGAACAUGUAUCUCACUGAAUAUAGACUCUUUCAUUAAAAGUCUUUUUUUGUAACUAA